AUGAUAAAAGAGAAUCGCACUGCAUUGCCUGGCUUCAUUCUCCUUGGAUACUCUGAAUUCCCCAUUCUACAGAUGCUGCUCUUUGUGGUGUUCCUUUUCAUUUACACAGGCAUCGUAUUAGGAAAUGGACUUAUCAUUUACGUUACAGUGACUGAUGCUGCUCUAGAUAGCCCAAUGUAUUUCUUUUUGAGGAACCUGUCAUUUCUGGAGAUCUGCUACACCUCAGUAACCAUCCCAAAGAUGCUGGUUAAUUUUCUGUCAGAAAACAAGAACAUCUCCUUCGUUGGCUGUGCUAUCCAAAUGUAUUUCCUGUUUGUACUGGCAAGCACAGAGUGCUUUUUUUUGGCCGCAAUGGCCUACGACCGCUAUGUGGCCAUAUGUAACCCCUUGCAUUAUAAACUCAUCAUGAGCAAGGAACUCUGCUUAAGACUUGUUACUGGGUCAUUGACUGUCAACAUACCUGUACAUGUGGUGCAGGUAUACCUACUGUUUACCUUGCCUUUUUGUGGCUCUCAUGAAAUUAACAACUUCUUCUGUGAUCUCCCUCCAGUGCUAGAGUUGGUCUGUGCUGAUAUUUUUUUGAAUGAACUUUACAUGUUUGCAGCUACCACAGUUAUCCUAAUCAUCCCUUUUUUCCUUAUCAUUGCUUCAUAUGUGAAGAUCAUCUCAGCCAUUCUGAAGAUGUCUUCAAUAGAAAGUCAAAAGAAAGUGUUUGCUACUUGCUCUUCACACCUCAUUAUGGUAUCUUUCUUCUAUGGUUCAGCAACGAUCGUCUAUCUGAGUCCCAGGUCGAAAAAGACAAUGGAUAUCAACAAAUUGCUUUCUUUGUUCUACACAAUUUUAAUCCCUAUGCUUAACCCCAUUGUAUAUAGCUUGAGAAACAGAGAGGUAAAAGUUUCCCUGAAGAAACUUUUUAGAAGA
This is a messenger RNA of Euleptes europaea (tarantolino), 921 nucleotides long. Its product is annotated as olfactory receptor 10A7-like. NCBI's taxonomy places the organism in Eukaryota, Metazoa, Chordata, Lepidosauria, Squamata, Sphaerodactylidae. The transcript is spliced from 2 exons. Gene Ontology annotation, molecular function: G protein-coupled receptor activity; olfactory receptor activity. Gene Ontology annotation, biological process: G protein-coupled receptor signaling pathway. Gene Ontology annotation, cellular component: membrane. The record is from RefSeq and is a predicted model, not a curated record. The annotation marks the transcript as partial.